Calidris pugnax (ruff) is the source of this 837-nucleotide messenger RNA. RefSeq names its product ankyrin repeat and SOCS box protein 4-like. Gene Ontology annotation, biological process: neuronal action potential; negative regulation of delayed rectifier potassium channel activity; intracellular signal transduction. Lineage: Eukaryota; Metazoa; Chordata; Aves; Charadriiformes; Scolopacidae. The record is from RefSeq and is a predicted model, not a curated record. The coding region runs from base 1 to 837 and encodes 278 amino acids. Gene Ontology annotation, cellular component: membrane; axon initial segment; synapse. The transcript is spliced from 4 exons. Gene Ontology annotation, molecular function: transmembrane transporter binding.
AUGCACCUUUCCAGCCAGUUGCCCACCCUCACCUUCUCUUUGGGAGCGAACGUGAACUUAAAAACAAAUAACCAGGAUGAGGAGACCCCCCUGCACACCGCUGCGCGCUUGGGGAUCCCGCAGCUCGUGGCCUUUUACGUGGAACAAGGGGCGCACGUCGAUGCUCUCAAUGCCUACAUGGAGACCCCCUUGGCCUGUGCGGCCUACUGGGCCCUUCACUACAAGGAUCAGAUCUACAGCCCCGACCACCACCUCGUCUGCCGGAUGCUCUUGGACUACAAAGCUGAAGUGAACGCCCGCGACGAGGACUUCAAAUCCCCGCUCCACAAAGCUGCCUGGAACUGUGACCACGUCCUGCUGCACAUGCUGCUGGAGGCGGGAGCAGAAGCCAACAUCAUGGACGUCAACGGCUGUGCCCCCUUGCAGUACAUCAUUAAAGUGACGCCUGUGCGGCCAGCGGCCCAGCCCGACGUCUGCUACCAGCUGCUGCUGAAUCACGGAGCCGCUCGGAUAUACCCUCUGCAGUUCCACAAGGUGCUACAAGCCUGUCAUUCCUACCCCAGAGCUGUGGAGGUUGUCGUCAAUACCUACGAACACAUCAAGUCAACGUCCAAGUGGAAAGCAGCCAUCCCUGACGACGUCUUUGAGCGGCACCAGGAAUUCUAUGACUCUCUGUUCACCGUCUGCAGCAAUUCCCCGCGCUCACUCAUGCACUUAUGCAGAUGUGCCAUCCGCGCGAUACUCUCCGAAAGGUGCCACCGAGGGGUCCCCUUGCUCUCCAUCCCCCCCUCCAUGAAGAAGUACUUGCUGCUGGAGCCAGAAGGAAUCAUCUACUGA